AUGUCAGCAGACCUUUUUGCAGAGUUCGGAACAGAACCUGGCUCAAACCAACAGCAAGCGUCCGGUUCCUUUGCGCAAGCGAGCGCGCAACCUGCACCAUCCUUUGGAUUCUUCGAUGACUUGAACACAACACCAGCACCGGUUACGCAAUGGCAACCGCCUCCGCCGACACAAGACUUUCAGGGUUCUAAGAUAACCCCUGCUCCGAUUGCAACUCCAGCUCCAUCAAAUGACGACACGGACGAUUGGGGUGACUUUGAAGGGGGCUCAUCCGCGCCCGAUGAACCAUCAUCGCAGAAGGCACCUAUCAUAAAAGCCAAAAGGCCAACAGAUUCCAGCGUACUAUUCGAUGCAGAGGAAGAUCUUGAUGAUGACGAUGAUUUCGGCGACUUUGAGGGAACGGAAUCCAAGCCCACUCCAACACUACCAACGGGAGGCUCCUCGGCGCUAGUCGAUUUGUUAGGGGACACGAAUGUGUUACCGAUCAAGCCUUCUGUCGCUAGCAAAAGAGGAGGAGGUCAUGCGGAUCGAAAAGUGAAGCCUGCAUUUACCGCGCAAAAAAGCUCUGCGAGUGGAUUUGGUAUAGUCUCGAACCCCAAACCCUCAUCGUUGGGAUCGACAAUACAAAAGGUAGACGACAGUUGGGACACAUUCGAUGAUUGGGAGGCUUCUAUUCCUACUCGACCUGUACCACAUGCCCAAGACAAGGCCAGAGCUACCAAGUCCACAACAAUUAGUACCAGUUCUGCGGCACCUGCGCCCGUAUUAUCUCCAACGUCAAAUGACCCGCAGCCUGGUGAACUGCCACCAACUAACGUACCGCCACCUGGCGUACUGCUCACACUCUUCUCUCCACUGUUCGCUGAAGCUCAGGACAAAUUGUUCAAGCCCAUGGCUGCACAAACACUCCCGAUGAGGAACAAGCUGUUGGCUGAGCCAGCUACGAUCAAGUUUCUUCAAGGCUAUCUGAUGCUAGCUUCUGUUGCAGCACACAUUAUAGCCGGGCGAAAACUACGCUGGAAACGAGACCAACACCUUUCCCAAGGCAUGCGAAUCGGACCCGCAUCAUCUCGAGCCACGUCGGGAAUGAAAUUGACAGGGAUCGACAAGGGCGAGAAUCUGAAGGAAGAGCGAGAAGCUUCAGAUGUGGUGAGAAUAUGGAAGGACCAGGUUGGCCGAUUACGACAUGUUGUCUCAGGUGCCAAUCAGAUCAAAGCUGGUGUCCUGCGCCCAGUGCCAGACCUUCAGGAGACGAUGCCUGUGAAGGCGCUGAAACAGUCAGAAGGUGGUAUUCCUGCGCGUCAGCCCUGUAUGCUGUGUGGACUAAAGAGGGAGGAAAGGGUUACUCUGGCAGAUAUGGAGAUUGAGGACAGCUUUGGAGAGUGGUGGAUCGACCAGGUCAACAUGCAUCGAGGCUGUAGAAACCUUUGGAAUGAGCACAAGGACAAGCUUCGACAACGCUGA
Molecule: messenger RNA, 1464 nt
Organism: Dothidotthia symphoricarpi CBS 119687
Lineage: Eukaryota; Fungi; Ascomycota; Dothideomycetes; Pleosporales; Dothidotthiaceae
Exons: 3
Coding region: 1-1464 (487 amino acids)
Source: RefSeq, a predicted model, not a curated record